This is a messenger RNA of Procambarus clarkii (red swamp crayfish), 2417 nucleotides long. RefSeq lists its product as uncharacterized. The record is from RefSeq and is a predicted model, not a curated record. NCBI's taxonomy places the organism in Eukaryota, Metazoa, Arthropoda, Malacostraca, Decapoda, Cambaridae.
CAACGGAACGGCAGAGAGGUUGGGUGCAUCUCGCGCUCUCCGCUCCACCUAAACUACAGUUCUUUGUCCCUGUUUAAACGUCAAUUCACUAUAGUAAAUUCUAACUCGAUGCGGUGCCAUACUUAAUUAGAUUUCUCGAGUGAAGAAGCUAAGCAUGUGAGAGAUUAACGAGGUGAAUGAAAAGCAGAACUAAGUAGUUUAUAGAGCUAAUGCUUCAACAAGUGGGGGUUUUUGAUGGUAGUAACUCAAUUGAAAAGUUGUAGUGGUAGUGUAGGAGGAUUCUACCUUCAGCUCACCAUGGACGGGAAAUAUACGGCGAGAUUAAUUCUUCCUCUUCUAGUUCUUCUCAGCCUCGGAAACGAGGUGGCUGAGUGCCUGCACAUCACGAAGGUGGGCGUGCCGACGCCCGUGGCGGUGGGCGACGGUGGGUGGCUGGAGUGCGAGUUUCUGGACGAGGGCGAGAGCGUCUACGCCCUCAAGUGGUACUUGGGUCUGGACGAGUUCUACCGCUGGACGCCAGCGGAGAACCCGCCGGUGAAGACCUUCCCGGUGAGAGGCGACCCGCUGACGGUGGACCCGGCGGCGUCGCACCGGGGCCGCGUCAGGAUACAGGAGGUGACGCUUGCGGCUGCGGGCGUCUUCCGCUGCGAGGUCUCCGCCGAAGCCCCGUCCUUCCACACGGAGUCCGCCGUGGCCACCAUGACUGUUGUAGACCUGCCGGACGAGGAGCCGGUGAUCACGGGCGCCAGAGCCAGCUACCAGCUGCACGAAGAUGUCCUCCUCAACUGCUCCUCUCCUCGCUCCCAGCCUCCAGCCUCCCUCACCUUCUACAUCAAUGAUGAACUGGCGGACCCAGCUUGGGUCAUCCCGUACCCGGCGCGGGAGGAGGUGCAGACGGGGCUGGAGACGGCGGUGCUGGGCCUCCACUUCCCGCUCCGGCCUCGCCUGGUGCUGAGCCGCGGCGUCGCCACCGUCAAGUGUACGGCCUCCAUCUCCAACCUCUACUGGGAGAGCACCGAGAUCUUCAUCCCUGCCGAUGUUCCCUAUCAUGCCUCUAUCAUGGAGGGCCGCGCUGCUGCUGCUGCUGCUGCUGCUGCUGCUACUACUGCUGCAGGAUAUCCGGCGCCAGUGUGGAGCGUGGUGACUGUUGCGGUGCUGGGGGCCACAGUGCUGCUCUGGCCCCACUAGGAACCCCUAGAGUCCUUAAUCACCCAAAUGAACCCCCAGACAUCUGGAGAAUCGCUCCGACGCACUCAAGUCUUCUAUUGUACUGAAAUUCAAGUUUCAGUUCUCCAAGUGGUUGGCAGGACUGCGGGCCGUCCCUCAGUCCCGCAAAGAGGGCGCGGGGCCUUAGUGUCACUGUGUACCUUUGUGUGAAGACAAUGACGAGUAGAAGAGUGUCGCUGACGGGAACCGAAUAAACAUUCCAGAGUGUUUUAAUAUCGUAAAUUACAACAUCGCACCGUGACCAGUUGCAUAACACCUCGAGUCCUUCAGUACAUGCAUCCUAAUCCUAAAUGGAAGUGUCAAGAAAAGUAAACAGUAGACACUAAGUCGCAUAUACUCUCCUGGUUAACAAACUCACUUUGUUAGUGAAAGUCUCGAGUUUGAGUGGUGGAGGCAGGGUGGGUCGAUUGGCCCCCACUCUAGCUCACUCGAGCGUCACCUGUGCAUCAUCCCGUACGUGUGAACCUGGAUGUGAAAGCGAUCGGCGGAUCGUCAUGCGCUUGAGACAAACAUGGCGCUUAGUAACCUAACCGCUCUAGCGUUGGCCACGAGGCCCCGAGUCCCUCCCAACACUCACUGAGCACACACUGUCCUCGGGAUAAUUGUCCUGUGCACCACAUGAAUUCGUGCUAUAUACGUAGCUCCCAAUAAAUGAUUCUGUUGUUGUCUGAACAUUGUUAUAACGCAGGACAAGCGGCCGACUAAGACUUGAGGUGUGGCAGCCGUGGGCACAGUCACGCCUCAACCAUCAUAUGGCCGUGUGUCGCCUCUCCUUCCACUUAAAUGUGCCUGGAGGAAAACAAUUUAGAUAUGUAUAAGUGUUUUCUGGAAAUAUUAAGAGAACGUAUGGAGGUUCGGGACUCAACCAAGACGCAGACAUUGCCAAUAUGGCGGGUGUCAACAGGCCAUUUGAUUCCUCGAGUGAAAACUGAAUGAUCUCCAGAGGCUCCGAGGUAGGCCUCCACUUCUUCUGUCUUGCUCAUAUCUUAACGCUGCAUGCAGCAGCGUCGUGCUCUGAAGUCAGUGUACAGUGCUGUGGUGUCUUGCAGUGAAGUCAGUGUGGUGUUUUCAAAGUGCUGCAGUGAUGUCGAUGUACAGUGCUGCAGUGAAGUCAGUGUACAAUAGUCUGGUAGAUCCCAGAUCUUAGUUGGGUUCUCUUUCUACUGACAAUUCUACCCUUAUUCAUAUAU